CGAUGGGGUCGGCCCAUCGGGCUCGUUGUUCAUUUUUUCUUUCUGUUUUAAGAAGGGGAGAAACUCCUUGGAAUGCGUCUGCUGGGGUGUAAUACUAAUAGGGUUAACCUUAGUUAGCAAGGCCAAGGUAUUUGGAAAUAUCUAAACUACGAAAGAGCCAUAAAGCAUGUCGUCCUCGGAUGAGAAGUGUGUGUGCGUGAUUGUGUUGGGUGGGGUAGUGGUGGUCGGGGGCCUCCUGGUCAUUCUCUUACCCAUGAGCUUCAGCGGACUGGAAUAUUACGAGUAUGGCUUUGCUAAACAGAAAAGCACUGGGAGUGUAAGCGUGGAUGCAGUUUACUCGGUUGGGAAACACUUUCUAGGGCCUGACUAUGAAUUUAAAGUGUUCCAGGCAGAUGCACAUCAUUUAACACUGAGCAGGAUCAAAGCUUUUACAUCGGACAGAUUGGAGGUGCAAGUGACUGUUUAUCUCCAGUAUUUCUUACGAAAAUCUGACCUUCCAGCUUUACAUAAACGUUUUGAUUUGUAUUACGAGGAUGUCAUGAAGAACAGUGCAGUAGAUGCUGUGAAGGGGGCUAUUACUAUUUACACCACAAGGGAACUGAUUUCAGAAAGGGUCAAAGUGGAGGAAGAUUUGUAUAAAGCUGUCAGAGAGCGCCUUGGAGGGACCUGUUGUCAAAGCAACUGCAAGGCCUGGAAGUUUGCAUGCAGUCCUGGGUGUAAAAGAAAGGAACUGUGCACAGAGAAUGAUAAAGGAGUGUUUGCCGAUGUAAGGUACUUCCAAAUGGGACAGGUCUAUAUUCCAUCCGAUGUAGAGGAACGAUUUCUGAGACAGCUAACAUUGAAGGAAGACUCGGAAAGAGAGAAAUUGCUUCAAAAAGCUCAAGUGGAGAGAAAAAUAACCUCCUCACAGGUUCAGAAGAUAAAGAAUGUAGCCCAGGAGGUGAGGGAGGAGGCCCAGGCUCAGUCCAACCUGAUAAAGGUCACCUCUAGUGCCAACUACACUGUCACCAUCGAAAGCGCCCGCGGUCAGGGCCUGACAACUCUCUACAGAGAACUUCGCAUCACCAACCAGAUUCACAAAAACAGCUUCGACUACCUACGCACCCUCAGAGGCCUAGACAAUGUCUGGCUAACUGUGGACUUCGACCAAAGGAUCGCUGGGUCUUUUGGAAAGAAUUAAUUUCUUUAAUUGAUUUGCGUGUAUGUUAGUUUUUCUUUUUUUAUAUCCUUUAUUUUUAUGUACUGUAGUUUUUUUUAUCCUUUUGACAAACAUUUUUUACAGGUAGAAAGAACCAAGGUGAUAGACACACCAUACGUUUGUUCCGUUGAUUUCUGUCAUGCUUUACUCCUCUGUGGAAUCAGUUUGAAUUCAUGGGACCUAAUUUUCAUAGAGUGCCAAUAUUUAAUAUGGAUGUGGUUUCUGUUUAUUAUGUCUCCCCUUCCCAGAAGAGGGACAUUGUGGAAGUUCUUCUUCUGCCUCUCAUGCAUUUUUUCUUUUUGACAUAGACCUUUGAUAUUUGGUAUGUGGGUAUACCAUGAUAAGACAGUGUGUCAUGUGCCAUUUUUGAUGACUUUGACCUUUUAUGUAAAGGUCAAAUAACUUGUCUUUUGAUAUAGGCCUUUGAUAUUUGGUAUGUUGAUAUACCAUAAGAGUGUCGCGUGCCAUUUCUGAUGACCUUUGACCUUGACCGUUUAUGUGAAGGUCAAAUAAUAGAAUUUUUGAGCUUUUUUUUGUUUUUUGUCAGGACCAUAACUUUUUUCUCUUUUGACAUAGGCCUUUGAUAAUUUGGGAAUGUGGGUACACCAUAAGACAGUAUGUCAUGGGCCAUUUUUUGAUGACCUUUAAUGUAAAGGUCAAAUAAUAGAAUUAAAAAUGGGUCACUGUUGUCUACAUUCAACACUGUGCCUUGAUGAAAGCACAUAUACAUAUAGGUGACUGUUAUCUACGGUUAACUCUUAAUUCUCCACUUUAAAGAUUAUCCCUAAAAUGUUUUUAAAACUGUGAUAAAUGGAAGGGGAGACAUCAGUUUUAGUGUGCCAAAACAAUUCUUCCUAGUUAUUUCAUGUUUAUGGGAUAGGGUAAUCUCGGCUGAGAUUCGGUUUGGCUGAAUAUUUGGACUUGACGCCUUCACUCACGAAGGCGUCGGUCCAAAUAUUCAGCCGAGAUUAGGGAUAGCGGUAUCUGGAAAUUUAGCCUCCAGGAAAUAUAAUGAUUCCACAGUAUGAUUAUUUGCACAAACCAUUUUAAGUACCUACAUGUAACACACAUAUAUAUAUAUAUAUAUAUAUAUAUAUAUAUAUAUAUAUAUGUAUAUUUACUCACAUUUGUAAACGAGUUAUUGGUUUAGCAGAGAAUUUUAAACUUCCAUCAAUAUUUGAAAGUAUUCAAUUUAACAUUUGAAUGCAAAUGUUAUCUAACAAAUUCUACCAUUCAAUUUACUGUAAAGAUGUUUCUGAUUAGUGCAGCUUGAAAUUGUCAUCUGUGAUCAGGACUCAUUCAGGGAUAUGUAAAUAGUUAUGAAGGGUAAACUUGCUCUGCCUUAAAUACAACUUAACACUGGAUUUACAAUAUACUUUUCACCUCAGAUUACCUUUACUGAUUGAAAGUUGUCUUGUUGUCAACAUUUUGAUGUAUUUUCCAGAACUAUUACAUUUAUUUGUAACAGAACUCAUGUUUGAAAAUAUUCUCUACAACCAAUUGUCCAAAUCAAGUCAAACUUAAUAUGAGCAAGAUGAGACCACAACACAGUACAUGUCCAGAAGUCUACCCAGGAAAUACACACAAGCCCAGAACUCAUUCCAGCACAUCACCCGCCCAUUGUUGGUCAAAAUAGGGAUAAAAAUCCUUGACUCAUUUUCUGCUCUCAAGCAAAGAAGCUGCACAGUUUGGAAUUGAUAACCAUGUACAAGCUUUGGUUUGUAGUGAAGGUUCUGAUGUAGUUUGAACAUGGCGCUUGGUUCAGAAUGGCACCAAAAGUAAAGCAUCUUGGGCUGGCUGAAGAACGCAUCCCUCCCCCUAAUUUUGGAGAAAUAAUGAAAAAUUUAAUCCAAAGGUAUGUAUUGCCCCCUUCAUUCACUUCCUGGAGACUUGUGAGGUGGGCAGUGUGAUCCACGGAUCUCAUUCAUGUAAUGUACGAGUUGUUUUUAUUUGCUGCUAUUUAUUGAUUGGAUCUAUAUCACUAGUCCCAUUAUCAUGACUUAUACAGCUUACAGAUCCAGACUUUGAAAUCCUUCUCUUAACGUUUGCUUUUCUUACUCCUAAUUUUAAAACCAUGUGUGUAGGUCUUUGAUCUGUAAGUAUGGAGAGAGAGAGUAGUUACUAAAUCGCUGUACAUAACAUGUAACUUGUGUGCGCUAUUUAGUUUGUGUUUCACAAGAAGCAUGUGAAUUUAGAUAUCUUAGUAUGUAGGUUUUUUAAUGAAAAAGAGCACAUACAUGUACCUCAUAAUGUAAUGAAAACAGGUAGCAUGUGCAGGAAUGUGAACUCAGAUAUGUAAAGCUGUAUAAUGUUUAAAACAUAUUUCUUUUAAUUAACAUGGGGGGAAAUAUUCAAUGCAAUAAUUAUAUAUAUGUCAAAUUUUGUAAGUGCCUUAUAUAAGACAUAUAGAAGAUAUGCAUGCUAUCCAAUAAUUACAUACUCCUCAAGGCUAUAGAUGACUCUAUUGUAUAAUAAUGUAAUCAACAUGAAGGUUGCUAAAGAUUUUGUUUAUUUUGAAAAAAAGUAUUUUAUUUAAAGUUAUCAUGGGCAUGUGAAAACAAUGACCAUCUAAAGCUUGAUGAUUUUGUCUUUAUGGUCUGUUAAACAUUAUCUGUUAUACUGUAAGAUACAAUGCAAAUAUUAAGUUUUCUAAGGAAAUCAUAUUGCAAGCAAAUGCAAAAUUGCUUAUACAGUCAUGGUUGUAAAUAAGUAAAUGCAGUCCCAGUGCUUUUAGAUUUGUGACUUUUGUUGUACAAAUACUAGUAUGUUAUAUGGAUUGAAGAGAAAUCUUAUUAAAAUGUUGAAAGGUUGACAUUAAAAGAUAUUAUAGCGAUUCUGUCAGAGAUCUCUCUUAAUUACAGCAUAAUCUCAUGCAAGAGAAUAUAACUCGCCGCUCUGAAUUGUAUUUGUGCAAUAUUUUAUACAAAGAGUCAUUUUCCCAUGUAUAUGUAUAAAUGUUCCAAAUAAAUAGGUUUAAUAAAAUUUUACUUUUAGAC
Messenger RNA from Ostrea edulis (European flat oyster), 4194 nucleotides. RefSeq lists its product as uncharacterized. The transcript is spliced from 7 exons. The coding region runs from base 167 to 1180 and encodes 337 amino acids. Lineage: Eukaryota; Metazoa; Mollusca; Bivalvia; Ostreida; Ostreidae. The record is from RefSeq and is a predicted model, not a curated record.